AUGGAGGUCAAAUCAACAGCUGUCAAGCAGCAUGCUCACUCGUCUCCGUCUUCGGACACAACUUGGGUGGAUUAUUCUCCUUCAAGCAUACGUCCUUACCUCUAUCUGGCACGAGUGCAUAAUCCUGCUGGAACACUCCUGCUGUUCUACCCAUGUGCAUGGUCGGUCACCAUGGCCUGCUACGCACACAGCGCACCGAUGUCGACGGUGUGGACCUAUGUCGGAUUGUUCCUUGCUGCCGCCCAAGUGUUCCAUGCUGCCGGCUGCGUGAUCAAUGACAUGUGGGACAAAGAUGUCGACGCUGCCGUUCCGCGAACAAGUACGCGACCUUUGGCUUCGGGUGAUGUCUCGAUGUUCCAGGCAUUCGUGUUCCUUAUUCCACAGCUGGCUCUUGGCGUGUGGCUGUUGAUGCAGUUGAAUGAAUACAGCUUGCGACUUGGACUUUCGUCCCUGGGCCUGGUCGUGUUGUAUCCUGCCAUGAAGCGGGUGACCAAUUGGCCGCAGGCAGUGCUUGGCAUGUGCUUCAACUGGGGAGCACUACUAGGUGCGGCUUCAGUUGUUGGAGCAGUUGACUGGCAUGUGUACAUUCCUCUGUACCUUGGAGCUGCCUGUUGGACAAUUGUAUACGAUACUUCUUAUGCUCGUCAAGACAGAGAUGAAGACGCCAAAUAUGGCGUGCGCUCCACCACCAUUAUCUUUGGAGAUCAGAUCCGCCCUAUUCUCGCGCUGUUCUCCCUCAUUGUUUGUUCUCUGGUGUCGUACGCUGGAUACUGCAAUGGCCAUGGCUUGCCAUUCUUCGCCGGCGUUGCUAUGGGCGGACUUCAUCUUGCCCGACUCCUUGCCAGGACAGACUUUGAAAACAAGGAGAGCUGCGACGCUACUCUUCUCAGUAACGCUUGGUUCGGCUUCUGGGUCUGGGCGGGAGCUUUCGCCGACUUUGUUCUCAAAACUCAGCAAUUCUAGAUGCAAUGCUUUUCUUCGAUAUUUCUGAUUUUUCUUUUACUCGCAAUACACUUUAUCGUGCGCCGUAGAGAUGUAUUUCAUGGUGACGACCAUGACCUCCAUGAGGUCAAGCAUAUAAAUCGGAAUGGCACCAUCUUAUGAGGCACCCGAACUAGGAUUGGCUGUACAAAAAGUAUCAAAUUGGAUAGAUCGAUUGAAUGGCGUAGAUGAUAUAUAUAUAUUGUUUACGUUCAUGUGCCGAGUGAUGCGGGGUGAUCAAGACACAGCAUGUACGUUUAAUUGCUCUGAGGUUGCCAGGUUCCGUCUUUGUGAUGUAGUGUAUAUAGGCGAUGGGUAUUACGGUUGACCGGUGGACGUAUACAUAGCCAUAAGAUUUAAUCUGGAGUCUGCAAUCCGAUAGAUGCGAGCCUGUGCGAGGUAAGUACAAGACUCAAUAAUGAGAUACGAAUUAAAGAAUAUAUGUGCCCCACUUUUAACCUAAAAUAUCCAACCAGAAGCCA
Suillus bovinus is the source of this 1463-nucleotide messenger RNA. RefSeq names its product 4-hydroxybenzoate polyprenyl transferase. Bases 1 to 963 code for a protein of 320 amino acids. Gene Ontology annotation, molecular function: 4-hydroxybenzoate polyprenyltransferase activity. The record is from RefSeq and is a predicted model, not a curated record. Gene Ontology annotation, biological process: ubiquinone biosynthetic process. Lineage: Eukaryota; Fungi; Basidiomycota; Agaricomycetes; Boletales; Suillaceae. Gene Ontology annotation, cellular component: mitochondrial inner membrane. The transcript has 6 exons.